GGUUAGUGCGAAACAGGAACUCUGAGGGUGCUCAAUGAUGUGUCCGUCAGCUGACUGUUACGAGAACAGAGAUGAGGGGACCAGGUAGUCGUUUUAUCGCUACAAUCUAGUAAAAUUUCAUCAUACAUGGAUAUAUGCUAGCCUUUUACUUUAACGAGCAAUACUGAGUGGCAGUUUGCGUGCUAAAGAUUAAACGACAGUACUAAAUCAUCUAUACCCUAACAACUGUUCGCAGGUUGUUAGCUAUUGUUUUAGUUUUUACAGUCGAUCAUCUGAUCGGGAACAGAGUCUAAGUCAAACGUUACUGUGAUGCAUUUUCCAUGCAGUUCGCAGGGUCGAGCUGUCGGGAUUCGCUUGGCAUCGCUGGGACUGUCUCUACCUCAAACGCUGGCACCAUGUUUUUGGAUGUCUGUAUAAAAAAUGACACAUUGGCUAGCUAAUGCUUAUUACGAGCUCAGUUUGUUACUAGCUACGUAGCUAGCCGCAUAAGUAGCCAGUAAACAUUAAGUGGUAGAAAGAGAUAGACGGCUAAUAAGGGAUAUUUAUUGUGAUGCUCGUAAGGAGAAAGUAUAACGCCAGCUAACUGCAAGGAUAUUUGAAGGGAUUCCAAAGAAAUGGAAGACGCGCAGCAGAAUUUGCCUUUAAUCAGGCUGUUGAGUUAUGCCGUGGGACACUUUUUGAACGACUUAUGUGCCUCUAUGUGGUUCACCUACCUGUUGGUAUAUUACCACUCAGUACUCGGGUUCCAGAACGCUUAUGCAGGGGUGUUACUGCUCGUUGGGCAAAUUGCGGACGGUAUUUGCACUCCUCUCAUCGGCUACGAAUCGGACCGGACCCCAGGCUGCGGGAAAUACGGCAAAAGGAAAACAUGGCAUCUAGUGGGAACGGUCAGCGUCCUGAUCUCCUUCCCCUUCAUCUUCAGCCCAUGCCUGGGCUGCGAUGAGUACACCCCGCAGUGGGUGGGGCUCACCUACUUCAUCCCCUUCAUCAUCAUCUUCCAGUUCGGCUGGGCGGCUACUCAGAUCUCGCACCUGUCGCUCAUCCCAGAGCUGGUCUCCUGCCAGCACGCCAAGGUGGAGCUCACUGCGUACAGGUAUGCGUUCACAGUGGUGGCCAACGUCACGGUGUACGCGGUGGCCUGGCUGCUUUUUCACUUUCAGACGGGGGGGAGUGAGGACCCCUCCAUCAGUGACAACCUGGGCCGCUUCGACAUCCCUGUGUUCAGGGACCUGGCUCUGAUUGCGCUCGGCAUUGGGGUUGUGUUCUCCCUGCUGUUCCACCUGGGCACCAGAGAGAAGGGGCGACGCUCGGAGGAGGCGGACUCUGAGCCCGGGGAGCGCCAGCCCCUGAUCAUACGGCCCGAGACUGCCCUGCCCACACGACUUCUGGAGUGGAAACACUGGCUGAAGGAGCCAGCCUUCUACCAGGUGGCUUUCCUGUACAUGUCCACUAGGUUGAUUGUCAACAUGUCCCAGACCUACAUCUCCAUGUAUCUCACCAACUCUCUGAUGCUUCCCAAGAAAUUCAUCGCCACCAUCCCCUUGGUGAUGUAUCUGAGCGGAUUCCUCUCCUCCCUGGUCAUGAAACCCUUCAGCAAGCUGAUUGGUCGAAGCAUGACCUACUUUGUAGGCCUCUUGCUAAUCAUGGGCUUUUCCUACUGGGUGUUGGUGGACACAGCGAUGGGGCAGCGGGUUUAUGGGGCCGCAGUGCUGCUGGGUGCUGGGUCAGCCACGAUCCUGGUCAUGUCCCUGUCCAUGACGGCUGACCUCAUCGGGGAGCAUUCGCAAAGCGGGGCCUUUGUAUAUGGGGCCAUGAGCUUCACAGACAAGGUGGCCAAUGGCGUUGGAGUGAUGAUUAUCCAGCUGCUACACCCCUGCCAUACACAGCUGUGUUGCCCAGCCUGCGUGUGGUACUACCGUAACGUCAUGGUGAUUGUCACUGGGGGCGUGGCCUUUGCAGCCGCACUCGCCCUGUGUACCAUCCUCAUCUGGCCUAUCAGGAUCCGGCAAAACUCUCCACAGAAGCUGAUAAACAGUCCUGUCAUCAGACAGGUAGAGGCUCCGUCCGGUGUUGGCGGCCUGCUGGGAACAGAUGAGCCAGACUCUGAGGAAAGCGAGGACUGAGGGACCAUCAAAUGAGGAUCAGAGCAGCGCCUCAGGGCAGCCAUGCUGAGGCCGAGUGGGAACCACUGCUGAGCCUGAUGGUGCCCCUGUGGACCUGCUCCUCAUCCUCCGGACUCGUGGCUGCAGCUCUUUAGACAAUGUGAUUGGCUGUUGUCAUUGUGACACAGUCUGCCUCAGUCACUUUCGAUGUUUAACUAUAAACUACCUUAUAUGUUAAACACUGAAUUUAUGAAGGCUAUAUUUUAACAUAUGUCAGUAUAUUUCUCUCUCUCUCUCUCCCUCUCUCGCUCUGUCUAUAUAUAAAACAUGAAAAUGUGCAUAUAUACAGUAUAUGCAUAUAUGCACAUUUUCAUUUGGGCCAAAUAUAUGGUAUAUAUAGUGAGAGUUGUCAAUAUGUGGCACAGCUUGCUUGUAGGAGCAAAAAAACAUUGAAACCCUAAGUCCAGGUUUUAUGCAGUGUGGGAAAAGUCAUAAAUGGACUAUUACUUUAUUCCAUUAUUCCUUUCACUACCUUAGACUAUCCUUAGAGAAACCUCAUCCUAAGAAAACGGAAUAAAAGAAGCUAAUUUGGGUGUUUCAAAGGGAAUUGAGAGGACGUGUGUUCACUGAUUACAGUGGCCACAUUAUUGGACAGGUAAUGCCACUAAGAUACGCACAAAAGACUAGAGUUCAGUUCAGGGAAUGUUGUAUAUCAGUGCAAGCUGCAUUUUUUAAGGUCUCAUAGCCAAAAGAUGAAGAGGACCAAGUUAAUGUAAGCCAGUCAGGAGAUUGAAUGUCUGACUAACACUAAAAUAUGCUGUCUAUCCCAUGCAUCAUUCUUGGGAUGGAGGAAAUAUGGGCUUAUAACUUUCGCCUUCUGUGCAAUGCUUAAUCUCCAGAAAUGAAUUUUUGAAUAAUUUCAUUUACUACGUAAAUAGUGUGUGGUGACAGUGAUCAUAGCUUUGCAUUGCGCAUUCUAAUGAAAGGGAAUCAAAAUGUACAGUAAAAAGCAAACGCGGAAAUGUACUGUGUCUAUUUCUGUAGUGAAAAUGAUAUAGGCUACACAGCAAAAAAUCACCACUAAUAUGUCCCUUCUGUCUGUUUUGUGGAAGCACUUUUGUUUUUUUCGUUACAAUCCGGGCAAUCAGUUUAUAAUGCACUGAAGCAUUCACUUUUUCAGGUCGGUGUAACCUAGAAAAAGUUUACUUUUCUAAAAAGUUAUUUUUAGUUAGUCAUAAUUUGUCAUCUCUAUGCUCCUGUGCAGUAGUACUGAGUACAGUAACUACAUUUCUAAAUGAAAGGUUUACCAUUUUUAUUUUUGUAUCUCAUUGAAUUAAUUGCGAAUGUUGUAGGUGCCUUCGAUUAACUUGAAUGAUCAUGUAAGUUGUGAUCUGCAUCCCCCGCUUAUGAAAGGGGAGUAUAUCUAUGGAGUAUAUGUGAUGAGAGGACCGGAAUCUUCUUUUGCAUAUAUUGAUUGCUAUUGUUCUGUGAUUUAAUUUAGGUUUUUGGACAAUGAAUAAACAAUUACUCUGUCACAUGUAUUUCUGUGCAAACCAAUUAUAUUCUAUUUUGUACCAUGUUUCCUGAUUUUACUAUGUAUUUUAGUAUGGAUCUAAAACACCAAAACAAUGUUUUUUUGUUUUUUUUAACGUUUUUCUAUCAUGAUGAAAAUUAUAUAAAGUUGAUGCAAUCCAGACA
This is a messenger RNA of Anguilla anguilla (European eel), 3800 nucleotides long. It is a transcript of the gene mfsd12a, whose product is annotated as major facilitator superfamily domain containing 12a. The transcript has 11 exons. Gene Ontology annotation, molecular function: symporter activity. The record is from RefSeq and is a predicted model, not a curated record. NCBI's taxonomy places the organism in Eukaryota, Metazoa, Chordata, Actinopteri, Anguilliformes, Anguillidae. The coding region runs from base 615 to 2123 and encodes 502 amino acids. Gene Ontology annotation, cellular component: membrane. Gene Ontology annotation, biological process: carbohydrate transport.